AGGUACUCAUCACUAACUCAUUCUCAUUCUAUAAGUAAUCCAGAGAAGUAUUUGCCCAUCUGUAAGAAAUGGCACAAGCGAUCGAUGUUGAAGCCUUCUCUACAAGGAGAGAUUGAGGCAGACGUUGAGAUCAAAGCUCCAGCCACGAAGUUCUAUCACAUGUUCGCAGUGAGACCACAAGACUUGCCUAAAGCCAGUCCUGAAAACCUCAAGGGAUGUCGUGUGGAAGAGGGAGAUACGGGCAAAGUUGGCACUCUCCUCACCUGGAACUAUGUCCAGGAUGGCAAGCCAAUGGUGGCCUAUCAGAGGAUCGAGGCAGUGGAACCGAAGAACAAUAUGAUAAAGUAUAGAGUACUAGAGGGAGAUAUGAUGAAAGAGUUCAAGAGCUUCCUAUGCACUAUCCAGGUGACCCCGAAGCAAGGAGGAUCUGGAGGUGUGGUGAAAUGGCGCAUGGAAUACGAGAGGAUUGACGAAAACGUGGCUCCCCCGGAGUCUCUGCUCCGAGUGGCUGUCAAAACGACCAAAGAAACCGAACAAAUGCUUUUGUCUAAUGAGUAGAUACUCAUUGAAUAUCUAUAUACGUAUCUAUCUUUAUGUAUUUGGGUGUUUUAUAACAAUAAUGUACUCUCUAGAUCUAAAGAGAUGUGAUAUGAAAGUGUUACGAGAUAUAUCUAUCUAGUUAAAUAAAACUAUAUCUUUAUGCUU
Raphanus sativus (radish) is the source of this 705-nucleotide messenger RNA. RefSeq names its product MLP-like protein 31. The coding region runs from base 85 to 558 and encodes 157 amino acids. The transcript is spliced from 2 exons. The record is from RefSeq and is a predicted model, not a curated record. NCBI's taxonomy places the organism in Eukaryota, Viridiplantae, Streptophyta, Magnoliopsida, Brassicales, Brassicaceae. Gene Ontology annotation, biological process: defense response.